Messenger RNA from Myotis daubentonii (Daubenton's bat), 2483 nucleotides. It is a transcript of the gene CAPN11, whose product is annotated as calpain 11. Gene Ontology annotation, cellular component: cytoplasm. The record is from RefSeq and is a predicted model, not a curated record. Lineage: Eukaryota; Metazoa; Chordata; Mammalia; Chiroptera; Vespertilionidae. Gene Ontology annotation, molecular function: calcium ion binding; calcium-dependent cysteine-type endopeptidase activity. Gene Ontology annotation, biological process: proteolysis.
AUGUCAAGCAAGGUUUGCAGUGAGGGCGGUGAGAAUGCUCCUGAGCUGGGUGCUGACUGGGGCGGAGGCCUCCAGGGAGAUGAGGGAAGAGGCGUCACCGUCAUCGCCGUGUCUGCCCUCCGAUGUUCCCUUGGCACCAGCACCUUCCGGGGUCCUCCAGGCCCCCAGGAGGCCUCUGCACAGCCGGGGGACAGCCCGGGCACAGAGCAGUUCGCCUGGCAUGUGGUGGAUUCGGAGUUCAUCAAUAAGGGGAUGGCGGCGCACAUCAGCCACAACAGACUCAAGGCCAAGGGCGUGGGCCAACACAACAACGCCCACAACUACAGAAACCAGAGCUUUGAGGACCUGCGGGAGCUCUGUCUGAGGAAGGGGGAACUGUUCAAGGACCCCGCCUUUCCUGCCGAACCCACUUCUCUGGGCUUCAAGGACCUGGGCCCCAACUCCAGAAAAGUGCAGAACAUCAGCUGGCGGCGGCCCAGUGAAAUCACAAGCAACCCUCACUUCAUUAUGAACGGGGUCAGCCCCACGGACAUCUGCCAGGGGGUGCUGGGGGACUGCUGGCUGCUGGCUGCCAUCGGCUCCCUCACCACGUGCCCCAAGCUGCUGUACCGCGUGGUGCCCAAGGGGCAGAGCUUCAAGAAAAACUAUGCUGGCAUCUUCCAUUUUCAGAUUUGGCAGUUUGGGCAGUGGGUCAACGUGGUGGUGGAUGACCGGCUACCCACAAAGAACGGCAAGCUGUUGUUUGUGCACUCGGGCGAGCGCGCUGAGUUCUGGAGUGCCCUCUUGGAGAAGGCCUACGCCAAGCUGAGCGGGUCCUACGAGGCCCUGGCGGGGGGCAACACGAUGGAGGGCUUUGAGGACUUCACGGGGGGCGUGACCCACAGCUUCGAGCUGCAGCAGCCCCCGAAGAACCUGCUGAGGAUGCUGAGGAAGGCCACAGACCGCUCUUCCCUCAUGGGCUGCUCCAUCGAAAUCACCAGCGAGAGCCAGCUGGAAUCCGUAACCCAGAGGAUGCUGGUGAGAGGACAUGCCUACUCAGUGACCGGCCUCCGGGAUGUCUCCUAUCGCGGCAAUAGGGAAACCCUCAUUCGGAUCCGGAAUCCCUGGGGCCGAAUGGAGUGGAAUGGAGCCUGGAGUGACAAUGCCAAGGAGUGGGAAGAGGUGUCCCCAGACACUCGGAAGCAGCUGCUGCACAAGAUGGAGGAUGGGGAGUUCUGGAUGUCCUACCAAGACUUCAUGAGCAAUUUCACUUCCCUGGAGAUCUGCAGCCUGAUGCCCGACGCGCUCUUGGGGGACUACAAGAGCUGUUGGCACACCACCUUCUACGAGGGCAGCUGGCGGCGGGGCAGCACGGCGGGGGGCUGCAGGAACCACAUCGACACAUUCUGGACCAACCCCCAGUUUAGGAUCUCUCUCCUCAAGGAGGACGACGACCUAGAGGAGGAUGAAGUCAUCUGCACCUGCCUGGUCGCCCUGAUGCAGAAGAACUGGCGGCAGGCGCGGCCCCAGGGCGCCCAGCUGCUCACCAUCGGCUUCGUCCUCUACAAGGUGCCAAAGGAGUUGCAGGACACCCAGGAUAUUCACCUGAAGAAGGAGUUCUUCCUGAAGUACCCGGACCAUGGCUUCUCGGAGAUCUUCACCACCUCGCGGGAGGUGAGCAGCCACCUCCAGCUGCCGCCCGGGGAAUACAUCAUCAUCCCCUCCACCUUCGAGCAGCACAAGGACGCCGACUUCCUGCUCCGGGUCUUCACGGAGAAGCACAGCGAGUCCUGGGAACUAGAUGAAGCCAACUGUGCCGAGAUACUCCAGGAGGAGGUCAUCUCGGAGAGUGACAUAGACCCGGACUUCAAGCAUCUGUUUGAGAGAGUGGCAGGAGAGGACCUGGAGAUCGGCACGUACGCGCUCCACAGGCUGCUCAACAAGGUGGUCUCCAAACUCAGAAACUUCAAGUGCAAGGGCUUCGGCGUGGACGUGUGCCGCUGCAUGAUCAACAUCAUGGACAAAGAUGGCUCUGGCAAGCUAGGGCUUCCGGAGUUCCAGAUCCUGUGGAGAAAAAUCAAGAAAUGGACGGACAUCUUCCAAGAAUGUGACGAGGACAACUCGGGUACCUUGAACUCCUACGAGAUGCGCUUGGCAAUUGAGAAAGCAGGCAUCAAGGUGAACAACAAGGUGACGCAGGUUCUGGUGGCCAGGUAUGCGAAUGACGACAUGCUCAUGGAUUUCGACAGCUUCAUCAGUUGUUUCCUGAGGCUGAAGGCCAUGUUCACAUACUUUCUAACUAUGGACCCCAAGAAAACUGGGCAUAUCCAUCUGGACCUGGACCAGUGGCUGCAGAUAACCAUGUGGGGAUAGAGGGGCUGCAGGAGCCUGGCUACCUACCACCACCACCACCACCAACAACAACAACAACCGCCCAGAGGGGCGGGCACUCUUCGCACUCUCAACUCUGCGAUCUGCUGAUGGGAUGGGCAGCUAGGUCCCCG